Molecule: messenger RNA, 2598 nt
Organism: Hyalella azteca
Lineage: Eukaryota; Metazoa; Arthropoda; Malacostraca; Amphipoda; Hyalellidae
Product: elongation of very long chain fatty acids protein 4
Exons: 7
Coding region: 4-999 (331 amino acids)
Biological process (GO): very long-chain fatty acid biosynthetic process; fatty acid elongation, monounsaturated fatty acid; sphingolipid biosynthetic process
Cellular component (GO): endoplasmic reticulum membrane
Molecular function (GO): fatty acid elongase activity
Source: RefSeq, a predicted model, not a curated record
AUAAUGGCAGCCAACGCUGUGUGGCAGGCCUGGGAAAAGGUCCAAGUGCAGUAUAAAUGGUCAAUGAACCAUGCAGAUGUUCGGGUGGCUGACUGGCCCCUGAUGUCAUCUCCAUGGCCCACACUUGCAAUUGUUGGCUCAUAUCUGUUGAUGGUCAAGCUUGGUCCUGAUCUCAUGCAGAAUAGAAAGCCUUUUGAGUUUCGACGCUUAUUGGUUUUUUACAACCUGGCAAUGAUGGUGCUCAACCUAUAUAUUGGAGUUGAGUUGGCUGUGGUAUCAUAUCAUUUGGGCUACAGCUGGUUCUGUCAGCCUGUUGACUACUCCAACAAGCCGUACCAAGUUAGGAUGGCUGCUGCUCUCUGGUGGUAUUAUAUAUCAAAGCUGGUUGAGUUCUGUGACACAAUCUUUUUCAUUCUUCGCAAGAAGAACAACCAACUGACUUUCCUGCACAUCUAUCAUCACUCAACCAUGUUUGCUUUGUGGUGGAUUGGAGUCAAAUUUGUUGCUGGAGGGUCGUCGUUCCUGGCGGCAAUGAUGAACAGCUUUGUGCACGUCAUCAUGUACUCGUACUACGGCCUUGCUGCGCUAGGUCCCCGCGUUCAGCGUUAUCUCUGGUGGAAGAAACACAUCACCUGCAUUCAGCUGAUUCAGUUCAGCAGUGCGGGGGUGCUGGGCAUCCGUGCUCUCAUUGUGGGCUGCAACUUCCCUCUCUGGAUGCAGUGGGCGCUUGUAGCUUACAUGCUCUCCUUCAUCAUACUCUUCGGACAAUUCUAUGUUGCCAGCUACCAAAAGAAGAAAACGCACAUGUUGAAUGGCGUUAAGAAGACCGAGGUGAACGGAGUAAAGAAGCAGAGCGCAAGAACCAGCCUGGACACUCGGGAGUCCGAGGCCAGUGCGAAUCAAGACGGACGCCUCAACGAUGCCCACCGCCGCGCUACCAACGGCGUGUCCACGCGUGCUCAGGCGCGGCGAGAACACAGGCCUAGGAAGGACAUGUAAACUGAUGAUUUUCUUGUGCUGCUUCUGAUAGACUGCCCUUGCAUUUGUAUGCGUUGACUGAUUGAAAAAUCUGACCUAUUACUAAUCUUACACCAGCAUCGUACUACCCGACCAUGAACUAACUUGAGUGUGUGCGUUUUCAGCGUCAAUUGAAGUGAGAGUGAAUGGAUGCUGUUGAUCAAUGCAGCAACUAGUAGAUAAUUCACAUUUUUAUCUACGGGCAAGUAACUUGUUAUAUAUGCGCAUGUUGGUGCUGCUUUCUACCGCUGAAUUGUGUACCACAGGCGAGAUGUUCAUGUGAUAGGACCUUAUUGAAAAAUGUUUUCAAUUUCUCGUUAACUAUAACAUUUGGCCUGAGGAAAUCUGCAUGCAAACUAUUUGUCGAUCAAUCAACGAUGAUUAAGUGUUGGAUGCCAGAACUCAGAAAACUUCACUUGGUCACAUCGCCAUUGAGAGGGUGAGGCCCAACACGCAUGUUUAUAUUAACAUUCCUUAAAUUAAACGGUGGCUCCUUUAUUAAGGUUGUUUGUGGCAUUUCUCGACAGAGUUCCUUAAAACCUGUCUAGUGUAGACUGAUUCAUAGAAGUUACGCGUCUCUACGUAUUUAAUAAUGUUUGUCUCCAGAAUCUUGGCUGCAGUGUUCUGAUGAGUUUGAUCGUUAAUGCAAUUGACAUAGAUUAAGAAGAACAGGCUUUCUCACCGACGAAGUGCGCUGGUAUUUCUCAUGUUCUUACUUUUAAUUAUUUUUUAUAUUUAAUUUAAGUUGUUACUUUGUUCAGUUAAUUAUAAGAACUUGGACAUGUACUUCUGUCAUGCUGCGCAGAUAUUCUUGAAUCUCUGGAAAUCUGUAAUAUUCUAUGAUUUUAUUAUAUGCAUUGAGUUCUCAGUGGUGUCCUCAUGAUGAUACCAUUGAAAAGAUUGUCUCAAGGUGUAUGUGGUUGAACGUUAUUUAUAAAUUUGACAGUGAUUAAUCAUUUCUUUUGCUCGUCUCAAUGGUUAUGAUCAAUCGAAAUGAUUUUUUUUUCGAACUAAGUUCAUAAGUUGCUUUCAAAUUUGGAUAUUUACAUUCAUAUUGUUUCGUUUGUGCUGCUUGGGCUGUUCGUUAUGUUGAUGUCGUUUGUACUGCUGAUGACCUUCGGCUGUCAUCAACAUAACGUUACAAUUUUGCUCUAAAACUAGUCCGUGGGAAUCAAUGUCUCAACUUAGGGGAAUAAUAUUUGAAUGGACCCCUAUUCCCAGGACCCAAUUAGGUAUAAGUUUUACUGUUACUUUGGAUGCCUUCUUUUGAAAAGCACAAAUGAUCUGAUUCAUGUUCUCAUUUGCACUUAGUCUCAUUCAGCCAGUAUGCGAGAUGACGAAAAAGAAAAAUCGCUCAUAUUUUGCUAUCCUAUCGUUGUUUUUGUGAACAUUUCGGAAAGUCACAUUAGUGUCCUGACAGGGACAAUUGAUCUCGUAGGACAAUCUCGUAGCUACGAGGAAUGUUGGCUCAAUCAUCUAUUUUGUAACGUAACUUCUUGCUGUAGAGAUGGCAUCACGCUAAUGAGCUUAUUCAGGGGAGGGUAAAAAUUUUCGUGCAAUAUUUUAUUUAUUUUUUUUUUU